This is a messenger RNA of Magallana angulata, 713 nucleotides long. Its product is annotated as peptidase inhibitor 16-like. Bases 68 to 634 code for a protein of 188 amino acids. Gene Ontology annotation, cellular component: extracellular region. The record is from RefSeq and is a predicted model, not a curated record. Lineage: Eukaryota; Metazoa; Mollusca; Bivalvia; Ostreida; Ostreidae. The transcript has 6 exons.
UAAGCGCUUUCGGUGUAAACAAACUACCUAAUAUUAAUGAACACAUUCUAAAUUAACAGCAGCUGUCAUGGGGAAAAUGUUGGCUUGGAUUAUUUUGUUUGCAGUGGGAUGUUGCGCGGAAUAUCAAAAUUCAGAUGGGUUUUUGAAGGCUCACAAUAUUAUCAGGCGCUUUGAGUACGCUGCUAACAUGAAAGAAAUGAAGUGGGACGAAGAUUUGGCAUCACUGGCGGAAGGGUGGGCCAAAGCUUGCGUCAGGGGCCACAACCAGAAUAGAGAGACUCGAGAGUUCAAAAAGGUCGGCGAGAACAUAUACCGAAAUACACGUAGAAAGUCUGGUUUUGAUGCCGUAGUGAGCUGGUUUAAAGAGAAGUCUUCAUAUAACUUAAUGGAGGGCAGCUGCAGCGGAGUAUGUGGUCAUUACACACAGGUGGUUUGGGCGGACUCGGAAUAUUUGGGUUGUGCUGUUGCCUUCUGCCCGAAGUUCUUCAGAGGAAGAGGGGGUUACAAUUAUGUUUGUAACUACGGACCAAGGGGCAACUGGAGAGGGAAGAAGCCAUACGUUCCCGGCAUUCCAUGCAGCAGCUGCCCCCUGGGCUACGAAUGUCCGAGGGGUGUGUGUGCCAAGGAGUCAUGAGGCUUGGUAAUGCAAAGCAGGCAGCUCCCAGGUCAAAAAGGACGUGUGAUUUGAAAAAUAAAUCAAUUACUGAAAAGUU